AUGAUAAACAGAUCUCCAACAAUGAAAACUUAUAAUAAAUAAAAUCAAAGCUAAGAUCCACUGCUCAUUAUGACUCCUCCCAGUAGCUUGCGUGAAAUUAGUUGUUCAUUUAGAGGGAAUCUAAAUCGAUAUGUAACAAUAUAAAGUAGGAGAAAUAAAUAAGAGCAAUAAGAAGAUUAAUAACACUCAAGAUAAUACAGAAUGCAUUUGCAAAGAAUGUAUCAGGAGACUUUUAUUAAACAAUUGCUCGAUAAAACUAAGCCAACAAGCAAAAUGAACAAUUAUUAAAAGUAAGUUCUUGAUGACCUGUAAUUUGGAUAGGAUACAUAAAUAGAUGAUAUAGAUAGUAGUUGUUAUAAAUUUAUGUUCAACUAUUUCAACAAUUAUCCUAUUAUAUAACCGUAAAGCAAUUUAAAAAUUUGUUCAGAUAUUAUUUUCAUUAUAAACACAUUGAUAAUCUUAAUAUGGUUGCCAUUAAAAUAUUCAUUCGAACUCGAUUAGAUUCUAUAAAUAUUAAACUACAAUAAUUACGAAAUAAUUGAAUACCUACUCAUAGUGAUGUUGGCAUUCGAAAUAAUCCUCUAAUUCAAUUAGGCCUAUAUAUUUAAGGGCAAAGUAAUUAAUUAGCGCUACCAUAUAAUAUACAACUAUUUGAAAUAAGACAUGAUUAAGGACCUCAUCUGUUUGGUGUCCUUGAUAGUUCUUUUAUUGUAAACCUUCGAGGCUGGGGAAUUGAAUUUAGUCCUCUUGUGUGCUUUUGGGCUUCUUCAAGGAUCAAAAUUGUUGAAGGUUGUGAACAACACGCUGGAAUAUUAUAACAUUCAGUAGAACAAUUUGAUUCCAUUGGUCAUAAAUGUGAUUGGGGUAAUUUAUUUGAUUCAUCUUGUGUCAUGCAUAUAGUACACUCUAAUAAAGGAAGUGAACAAUGCAAAUUCCUUAGAGAAUGUAAUUUAGCAGUAUGUUCAAUGUUUUAAUUGGGCAUCAGUCUAUUUGACAAGUGCAGGAUUUUCGAAUAUAGAGUCGAAUAAUAAUGAGCAACUGAUAUUCUCAUCAGUGAUAUCGAUAGUUUCUAUAUUGAUUGAUGGAUUUAUAUCUAUAAAAAUAGGUUUGUUUUUGUAUAAUCAUUCUCAAAGGAUCAAGCAUAAUUAAUACAUCAAUAUGAUGACUAAUUUCAUGAAUUUAAAUAGCAUAAAUUUGAAUCUCCAACACAGAAUUCGUAGUUAUUUGUAAUACAUUUAUAAAUAAGAACAGUAGAUGAAUGAUGAAGAUAUUACUCAGAUAAUGGUGAAGUUGUCACACUAGCUGAGAAGUGAGUUGAAACACUAAUUAUAAGCCAACAUUUUGGAGCAAUGCAAAAUGAUAUCCUAAAAUUUCUCUUUGAAGUUGAGGAAACAGUUAGUGUAUUAUAUGGAGGAAUUGAAGACAGUGCCUGAACAACGAAUCUUAACUUUGAAUGAAUAAGAUGAUAGUUCAAUAUAUUUUAUCAAUAAGGGUGAAGUCAAUGUGAUAUUCGAAUAAACAAACAAUAUGAAUGAGAAAUAUCCCCGUAAUCAUAUAAAGACUUUGCAAAAAGGAGAGUACUUUGGAUUCUUGGGGUUUAUAACUGGGAGUGUAAGGACAGCCACAAUAAUAAGUAAAGGAUUCUGUUAAUUGUACAAAAUCUAACGAAAUCAUUUUGUAAAUUUGCUUGAACAAUUUCCGGAUGACAAAGAGAAGUUCUAUAUGAUAAAAGAUAAAGUUUAAUUUCAACAGGACCUGUCUAUGAUUGAUGCGAGAUGCUAUAGUUGCAAAUCCACCAGUCAUUUGGUGAAUCAAUGUCCAUUCCUACAUUUUGAACCUGAUAAGGAUAGAGUGGUCAAAUAGCAAUUGUAUCCAAUCUAGUAGGAAAGAGAGGAGAUAUAACGGAAAUCCAAGUACAUUAACGCCUUGUUACAGCAAGCAGUAAUUCAAGAUUUGGCUAAAGAAUUGAUGAAAGAUUUGGAGCACGUUGAAGAAAGUGAAAACAUAUCAGAAAGUUAAUCUUAAGACAUUCAGACAAGAACCAUAAAAAGUACUUCGAAUGUCCAAACCAGAAGUCUCAGCAAAUCUUUUAGCCAAUAUAGCAAUCAGUUGAGUAAGUUUAGUCAUAGACCUUCUUAAACAUUGACAGUCGCAUAAAGUCAAAACUACCAGUCCUUGAUGUCCCAAGAGGAAAUAGGGAAGUUCGAGUAAGAACUGAUAAAGAAGAUGCCAUUGCAUAGAAGGUCUCAGUAAAAGGAAACAGCAGGUUUCGGUGCCAGAUUUGAAUCGUAGAUGCAUAAUCCAAUCUAAGACCAUGAUGAGGAUAUACCGAACAUUGACAUGAUGGAUGAUGAAGUUUAAGUGUUCCAAUAGGAGAGUCAUAAGCCUUCUCAAUAAUUGUAUUAUUCAGACAAGAGUCCAAGAAUUCAUAGAAGAAUCUAAUAGAAGGUUAAAUUUGAUCAAAAUUUACUUGGGAUAAAGAACAGGAGAUCAAGCUUAAUCUACGAGAAUUAUAUUUAACAAUUGUAUGAGGAAGAACACUAUCAAAUAGAAUUCCCCAUCCUAACUUAGCCCUCUGUGGGAGACUUUGAUAAGAUCUGUGAGUUCAGAGAGUAUUAUCCAGAAUAUAACAUCUCCAGAGUUAUGAGGUUUCUGCAUAGAGUGACCUAGACGUAUCGUAGACAACCGACAAAUUCCUUAUAUUCAUUUUUAUUCAUUGCCAUCCAGAAGGGACAUGCCAUGAAGGACAAAUUGCAUCAUUUCCACAGCAGAAGCAAUAUCAAACCAAGCAAUAAUAGAAGGAUAUAUAAGAAGGGCAAAAUCAAAACGGUUAUAUUUUGA
Messenger RNA from Paramecium tetraurelia, 2841 nucleotides. RefSeq lists its product as uncharacterized. The record is from RefSeq and is a predicted model, not a curated record. The transcript has 7 exons. Lineage: Eukaryota; Ciliophora; Oligohymenophorea; Peniculida; Parameciidae.